AUGCAAAAAGAUACUUCAGAAGUCAAUUCAUGUAGAAAAAAUGAAACAUUACAAACAGAGAUACCUUGUAGAACUACAGAUGCUUAUGAUGCUGAAUAUGAAUUAGACCAAACUAUUAACAAUGAAGAGAGUUUUGAUACUCUUUUAAAAUUUACAAUUGAUCUAAGUAAAUCUAAUGGUCAGAAAAUACAAGCUUAUUUCAAAUUUGGAAUCAAAUUUGAACAUAUUACUCUCACCUGGUUAAGUCAUAUUAAAAAUGAAGAGUUUAAAGACUUUUUAAUCAAACUCAAGGCCAGAUAUAGGCAAGAUAUUGAGCUUCUCACAGGAGCUCAAGAGUAA
Molecule: messenger RNA, 339 nt
Organism: Diversispora eburnea
Lineage: Eukaryota; Fungi; Glomeromycota; Glomeromycetes; Diversisporales; Diversisporaceae
Source: the annotation of a GenBank genome assembly